CGUCGUGACGCAAACAUGGGCCAGAGCAUCUUUGAGCGUAUCCAGGCCAAGCUGGAGCUCUUCCGCCUUGAGCAACGCUACACCCGUCGCCGUAACCGUCGAUCCACCUUCGUGUCCAAUGCCGUCUAUGUCGACGGCGAGUACGUCUACCAGACUCCCAACAGCACUGGCUCCUCGGCAGAGUCCAGCGCAUCUCGCAACGACGCACUGCAUGGGGACCGUGCCUCGCCUAUUCCUCGGUCUCCCUCGUACUCCACGACGCCCGAGCCCCAGACUCCCACCAUGGAGACGUUGCCUGAGCGCAAGAAGCUGAACCGCUUCAGCUCAAUGCCCGGCUUUGGAGGAUCUCGAGUAGACCAGCAGAGGACAGUCCAGCGCCGAACGAGCAUGAUUCGGUAAAGCGCCUCCAAAUGGCCCUACAAGCAUAAGAAACCGAAAAAAAAGCCAGUUUUGUUCAUUUUGGAUGGUGUACGGUUUGGAUUACAAGACGACGGGAAGCGGAUGAUACCAUAUCGGGGAGCUGCUCUUGGUUACGACCUUACCACGGCAACCCGACCUACAUGUAC
Messenger RNA from Trichoderma reesei QM6a, 566 nucleotides. RefSeq lists its product as uncharacterized. Bases 16 to 399 code for a protein of 127 amino acids. NCBI's taxonomy places the organism in Eukaryota, Fungi, Ascomycota, Sordariomycetes, Hypocreales, Hypocreaceae. The transcript has a single exon. The record is from RefSeq and is a predicted model, not a curated record.